This is a messenger RNA of Anisakis simplex (herring worm), 564 nucleotides long. Lineage: Eukaryota; Metazoa; Nematoda; Chromadorea; Rhabditida; Anisakidae. The record is from the annotation of a GenBank genome assembly.
AUGUCAGGUGCCGUUCGAGAUAGGUUAUUUCACGCGAUGUUGGUGCGUAUGGCACUUAGUUAUACGAGACACGUGCCGCGUUUCGGCAGGAGAUUCAUUGAGUUUUUUGUGCUGUUGAUCGCGAUAUUACUGUUGUGUCUGAUGAUAUAUGUGCAUAUAAUAUUCAACCGGAACGAUAGCAGAUGCCUGUCGGAUCUGAUUGACAAAUGGCCACGGGACGGAGUGCUGCGGGUCGAGGUGAUCAGCGAUCUGCAUAAGUUUUAUGCGUACCAGGACAGGGCGUUCGAAAGGUGGAAUAAUGAGCAAAAGAAUUCAACGGAAUUCAGUUUAAAACGCAUUCUGCAAGAAGGACCGAAGGCACUGCCGAAGGAGUUGAGAAAAGGGGGUGGUGGUGGUUCGAGGUUCUUUUACUUGUACCAUUUUGGAUUCUAUGCGUAUCAGUAUCGGUAUAAUGGGCAGUACGGUGGUUUGGCACUUCUGGCCUCGACGUUUUUUAUUUUGGUGGGGAUUUAUUAUUUAUUUGUUAUUAUUUAUUGUAGUGUUAUUGUUAUUUAUUAUUACUGA